Messenger RNA from Acanthoscelides obtectus, 856 nucleotides. The record is from the annotation of a GenBank genome assembly. Lineage: Eukaryota; Metazoa; Arthropoda; Insecta; Coleoptera; Chrysomelidae.
AAAAAAAAUGUUACUACAUUUCGGUUAGAAUCUUAGUAACAUUUCAUUUCGCAGGAUUGGCAACGAAUGAAAUAUUGACCGCCUUUCUCGCCGACACAUGCGCAGAAUCAGCAUAAACAAAAAUGGGCUCCUGGAAGAAAGCCACUUUUUUCCCGCUAAAUAAACGGAGUGUCUUGGAGGUGGUUUUGACCGAAAUCUGAAUGAAAAUGGACAAACUAGACCGUUUUAUAAAGUUAGCAAAAGCUGGCGAAGGCACUUACGGCGUGGUCUACAAAGCCAAGAACAAGCUGACUGGCAAGAAUGUGGCUCUCAAGAGGAUUAAAUUGGAAAAGUUCUACAGAGAUGAUGGGGAGGCAGAAGGUGUACCACCCACAGCAAUUCGUGAAAUUAGCCUUCUUAAAGGACUUAGACACUCGUCGAUAGUGGAAUUGCUAGAUGUGAUGCAAACCACUGAUAAAUUGUAUUUAGUUUUUGAAUACUUAGAUCUUGAUCUCAAGAGGUACUUGGAUGGUACUAGAUCACCACUAGAAGCUGAACUUAUAAGGAGCUACAUGAAGCAAUUGAUAGAGGCGCUAGCGUACCUGCAUUCACACAGAAUUCUCCAUCGCGAUUUGAAACCUCAGAACCUUCUAGUCGAUAAAGAAGGCCACAUUAAACUUGCAGAUUUUGGACUGUCAAGGUCUUUUUCACUACCUACCCGUACUUAUACCCACGAAGUGGUAACAGUAUGGUAUAGGGCGCCAGAGCUAUUAUUGGGAGCUAGGAUGUAUUGUACUGGGAUCGAUAUAUGGAGUUUGGGUUGUGUCAUGGCCGAGAUGGUAAGAAAAAAUUAAUUGAUACUGAAACUUUCAAGAUA